Messenger RNA from Dictyostelium discoideum AX4, 1752 nucleotides. Its product is annotated as pectin lyase-like family protein. The record is from RefSeq and is a predicted model, not a curated record. NCBI's taxonomy places the organism in Eukaryota, Evosea, Eumycetozoa, Dictyosteliales, Dictyosteliaceae. The transcript has a single exon. The coding region runs from base 1 to 1752 and encodes 583 amino acids. Gene Ontology annotation, cellular component: membrane; extracellular region.
AUGUUAAAAAAAUCAUUAUUUAUUUAUUUAUUUAUUUUUUUUAAUUUUAUAAUUAAAAUAACGACAGCAGCAACAAGUGUAACAUAUUAUGUUAGUGUUAAUAAUGGUAAUGAUAAUAUACCAUGUGGAGAGAGUUUAGAAAAGUCAUGUCAAUCAAUUCAAUAUGUAUUUAAUCAAUAUAAUUCAACCUAUUUAAAUAGUCAAGAUAUUAUUGAAGUUAUGAUAUUAUUAGAUGAUGGUGAAUAUAUUGGUGAAAAUAAUGUGAAUUUUAAUAUUUACAAUAUGACAAUCACUAUUCAACCAAUUAAUAAUUCAAAAACACCGUCACCAGUAACAUUCAAUGGUAUUAACAGUGCCGGUGAUAGAGUUUUUAAUAUCACUGAACCAUAUUUAAUUAAAACCAAUGAAACAACGAUUCAAUAUGGCAUAAAUUCAACAUCAUUAACAUUAAAUAAUUUAAAUUUCAUUAAUUUCAAUCCAACUAUUGGUAAUGGUAAUGGUACCAUUGGAAAUGGUGCAAUCAUAUUCAUUGAUAUAUUCAACUCAUCAUUAUCUUUAUCAAUUAAUAAAUGUAAUUUUAAUAAUAAUCAAGGUAAUAAAGGUGGUGUGAUUUAUAUGGAGUCUGAAUUUUAUAGUGAUGGCAAUAACCUUGUUGAAAUUAGUAUAAAGAGUUCACAAUUUACAAAUAACAAUGCAACUAUAUCAGGUGGUGUUGCUUAUUUGGAUGGAUUUAAUGAUAUUUAUAUUGACACUUGUUUAUUUGAUAAUUCAUAUUCACCAGUGUCUGGUACCUCAACAUUAUUCAUAUCAAAUGGUGAAUUUAUUGAAAUUAGAAGAUCAAAUUUCACAAGAAAUCAAAUUGCAUCAACUGUUGAAUUAUUUGGAAUUCAAUAUAAGAAUGGAUCAAUGGUAAAGGAUUGCUUGUUUGAUGGUAAUGUUGUCAAUGGUAAAGGUGGUGCAAUUUCAAUGUACCUAAGUUGGUUAUCUGUUGAUGGCACAUUAUUUAAUAAUAACUAUGCUGGUGCAAUUGGUGGUGCGAUCUUUGCUACUGGCGUAUCAAGUUAUUUACUUGUUGCAAAUUCAAAAUUCAUUGAUAAUAAAUCAAGUGGUGCUGGUGGCGCUAUUGCAACUCAAGGUAGUGUUUACACGAGUUUAAACAAUUGUGAAUUCAUUUCAAAUUCUGCAAAUGCCGGUGGUUCAUUAUCUUUUGAAUAUUCAAAUCAAAUUCAUUUAAGAAAUUGUACAAUCAGUGGAAAUGUUGGUGUUGGUCAAGGUGGUGCAAUCUAUUCAUCCUAUUCAACGAUUUCAAUGGAUGAUACUAAAAUUAGUGCCAAUCAAGCUUACCAAGGUGGUGCUGUCUAUUGCUCCGCUUCAACUUUAAAUAUUACCAGUUCAAAUAUCCCAUUGAAUGGUAAUACCGAUCUUGGCAAUGGUACAGACUCUUAUGAAUGGAAAGGUGAGGAUGGUAUAAAAGUCAAUGAUUAUGGUAUUUAUUGUGCUCUAACUCCAACCUAUACCUAUUGUACUGUCAAUGGUGAUACACCUUAUAGUAAACUUUGCGGUGAAUCCGAUGUCACUGAACUUUCAGGUUUAACAGCUGGUCAAAUCGCUGGUAUUGUCAUUGGUUGUACUAUUGGUGCUGGUAUUUUAGCUUUUGGUUUAGCCUGGGUUAUCUCAAAAACAACUAUUAAAGAACAUUUCAUUAGACUAAGAAGCUCUUCAACUUCUAAUACAUCUUAUUCACUAAAUUAA